GAGAGCAAAUUAUUGGAUUUUAUCACUGAGCUAAAAACCCUUCAAAAACCCAGCACAAUUCCAAAAAACAGCUGCAUAGAUAACUGAGAAGACAGCAAAUACUUAAGUGGGAAGAAAAGAGAAAUGGAUCCGGGAAGUUCCGGGUACAAGGACUAUGUAGCGGGUCUAAUGGCCGGUAUUGCUAUGGUUAUUACUGGUCACCCUUUUGAUACUGUCAAGGUGAAGCUCCAGAAACACAAUACAGAAGCUCGUGGAAUAAAGUACAAUAAUGGAUUGCAUUGUGCUGCUAGAAUAUUACAAACUGAAGGAGUUAAGGGGCUAUAUCGAGGAGCUACAUCUUCGUUCAUUGGCAUGGCCUUUGAGAGCUCACUUGUAUUUGGUAUUUACUCCCAAACAAAACUACUGCUGCAGGGUGGACCAGAUGGAGGUAAGCCCCAACCUCGUGCAAUAGUUCCUUCAGCUGCCUUUGGAGGAGCUAUUAUCAGCUUCAUUCUAUGCCCAUCAGAACUGGUGAAGUGUAGGAUGCAAGUUCAAGGUGCUGAUUCUGUGGUACCAAGCUCCAGUAGAUAUAGUGGUCCACUUGAGUGUGCUGUUAAAACUGUAAAAAGUGAAGGGAUCACAGGCAUAUUUCGAGGAGGCUUCACGACUUUACUAAGAGAAUCUUUGGGAAACGCUGUCUUCUUUAGUACAUAUGAAUAUGUUCGUUAUCACUUGCAUCUACAACUGAAAGGUGCUUCCUCUGAGUCAAGCCACUUGGUUGAUGUUGGAGUUGGAAUAAUGAGUGGUGGUCUCGGUGGUAUAGCAUGUUGGUCAGCAGUUCUGCCGUUGGAUGUAGCAAAAACUAUAAUUCAGACUACCCCAGAGAAAAACCAUACGAGAAAUCCGUUUCUCAUUUUAAAAUCGAUUUAUGGGAGAUCAGGUCUUAGAGGAUGCUAUACGGGUCUAGGUCCUACAAUUGUGAGAGCUUUUCCUGCUAAUGCAGCUGCAAUUGUCGCAUGGGAGUUGUCUGCCAAAUUGUUGGGAAUCAAGCGUGAUUUGAACUAAAACGCUGUCGGAGUCCACCAAUAAGUACUGCUGGAGCCUUUGCAUGAAAUUCACAGACCUUGUGGCGGCGAUGGUAUGUCUUGGCAUUUGCCAUAUCUGCAGUGCAGUCC
Nicotiana tabacum (common tobacco) is the source of this 1154-nucleotide messenger RNA. RefSeq names its product mitochondrial arginine transporter BAC1. NCBI's taxonomy places the organism in Eukaryota, Viridiplantae, Streptophyta, Magnoliopsida, Solanales, Solanaceae. Gene Ontology annotation, biological process: mitochondrial L-ornithine transmembrane transport. Gene Ontology annotation, molecular function: L-ornithine transmembrane transporter activity. The record is from RefSeq and is a predicted model, not a curated record.